Messenger RNA from Acipenser ruthenus (sterlet), 3072 nucleotides. RefSeq names its product coiled-coil domain-containing protein 42 homolog. The transcript has 8 exons. Bases 379 to 1326 code for a protein of 315 amino acids. The record is from RefSeq and is a predicted model, not a curated record. NCBI's taxonomy places the organism in Eukaryota, Metazoa, Chordata, Actinopteri, Acipenseriformes, Acipenseridae.
GUCAUAAAGAAGUGUCGGAGCGUACCAGUACUGGCGCGCUGUUUUCUCGGCUAGCAGUUUUCACAGUGACAAUAGGUUUAUUUGUUUCAGAGGCACCGGAAAUCCAGAUACUUGUUGCUAUAGUGACGGGACAGCGUUCAAAGUAUGUGAGAGAAGAGAAUUUCUUCUCCUGUGUUUGUUUGGACUAAACAUUGUGCAACCAACGUAGUUGCUAACUCGUUCCUGACUGAAAAAUAACUUUUAUUAGAGUGUCGUGAAUACUCGUGCAACGUUCUAGGACAGCGACGUGAAGUGUGGGUGCCGUGUUUAAUCUACAAGCUAGGCAGCUGCAAACACAACACUGAGGAACUGCCAGGACGGGACGAUACAUCUCACAAAAUGGCGUUGAACCUCGAAGAUUAUUUCCGAACUGUCUAUGAAGACAAGUUGCUUGUUAAGAUGCCGGAGAGGGAGGACGAGUAUCUGACGCCAGCAACACAACUCCUGGAGAAGAGGAGGGAGAUGAGCGAGGUUGAGCAGGCACUGGCAGCACAGAAAGAGGAGUUCCAGAUGAAGAUGGAGAGCCUGCAGCAGCGCAGAGAGGAGCUGGAGAGGAAGGAGGAGCAGCUCAAGGAGUCCCUGCUGAAAUUCAACAAGUUCCUCAAAGAGAAUGACUUGAAGCGCAGCCGCGCUGUGAAGAAGGCGUGUGAUGCGAGGGAGAUGGCGCGGCAGAAGGACAGGGAUAUGGAGAGGCUGGGAGAGGAGAUAGCUGUCCUGGAGGCUAAAAAGGAGCGCCUGCAGAGGAAAGUGGAGAAGAACGCCAUCUUCUGGAAGUACCUGGAGAAAGUGUCCAAAAAAUCAGAAAAGCUCCAGGAGAUCCGUGAGAUGAUUGGCCGCUUUGACACGCUGAUCUCCACUCGGGAGCAGCUGCUGCGCAAAGCCAGUGACAACCAGGAGAAGCUGGAGAGCCAGCGGCUGGAACUGCAUCACUUCACCGAGGACAAGAGCACCCAGGUCCUGUAUUACAACAACGAGCUGGCCGUCCUGCAGGGGUGUCUGGACCAGGCCUGCUCCAAAGCUGUCAAAUGGGAAUCAAAGUGGAACCACAUCCAGAACACAGCAGCCAAGAAGACUCUCCUUCUGGGGCAGAUAAAGAUGGCCUCUCUGAACCUAUUGCAGCUGGUGAACAAGCAGGCAGGAGAGCAGGAGGCCGAGAUCCCCAUCGAGGACACCGAUGGACAGCUCGACAGGAUUCAGAUGUUCAUCUUGGACCAGACAGAUAUCCUCCGUGAUCUGAAGAGGAUGGACGCCAAUCCCACCUCAAACACACAGUCAAACAACCAGUAGAAGAUAACAAUUUAAGAACACACAAGAGAAUGCGAUCCCCGUAUCAGCUUCACCCUGGAGAGAAACCAGACAAUUAGACAGACACACUGCUACCACUCUACUAGAUAUGGAUAGUUUUCAAAUAGAAAAAUGAAAGCACUGCACAUCUGCACUACCAUUUCAUAGGCUGCAUUUUCCUAUAAAAAAAGAAACAUUGGGAAACAUGUUUAAGCCACUAAUGAACCGGAGGGCAAGGUAUAAACAAGUAACGAUGGUUAAAGAAAAAAAAGGACAGUAUUUCACAGCAUAGAGCAAUUAAAACCAGUGCAGCAGUUGUCAAUAUUUUUUUUAGCUCUGCUGGAGCACUGCAGCCCUAUGAAAAUGUCAGCGAAGGGUGACUACAUGACUUCAUUGUCGCUGACCUUGGCGCCCACUAGAUCACGGCAUUUAAUUGUGAAAGACUGGUUUCACAGACCCCGAUUUGCACAAGUCUUGUACUACUUUUUCUAAGCUAGAACUCGGUAGUGCAAGAGUAGUGAUAAUUGGGGUCAGCGAAACUAGGCGGAAAUAAAUUGUUUGCAGUUUUAAAUAGAGCAAUCAGUGUCAGAAUGUCUUCCAAGAACCUCAGCAGGAUUCUUGCAACAGAGGGGGUUUAAUUACUGUGCCAAUGCCAUCAUGUUCCAAUUCACAGCUUAUCAAGUACUUGGGGGAAGGAUCUUUCUAUUUAUCCACUUGCGUUCUAUUUGGCUACACUUACAGCUGCUUUGUGUUCUGGGGAGCAACUGCAGCCAGUCUUGUGGUCCAGUAGUGUGUGCCUGGCUUUACCAUAAAGUAUAUGGUCAACACUUCGGUCCUGUAAAUCAUGACAUUCCAGACACAUUUUUGCUGUGUGUAGCUAUGAUCUCAACAGGUAUAAACUGCUAGUCUUAAAAGAUGAAGGGUGGCAGACUCCAUUUGCUGGUAACAGAAAGCUGCCCACAGCACUCUCCAAAGUGGCACCCUUGUUACAAAUCAUCUUUGCACUAAAAUGUGGAUUUAUUUGUAAAAGAAAACAAAGCUGUUGUAAAGGAUCUUUAUUUAUUCAUUGAAGUAGAGCACAUUGUUUCUGGGCGUUUCUACCCCAUUGGGGCAACACAAAUACAGCGUGAAAGCAAAGAGCACCAUUGUUCUAUAAUGUUAACGCAAAUCUAUCAUUAACAAAGAUGAUACUAGUCUUGUUAUUGUCAUAUGUUUUUGCCAGUUUAGGGAGACUGACCACAGUCUGGCUGCAAUUUAAUGUCAAUGAAGCACAGGUUUUAUAAACAUAAAUACCAAAUACUGUUCUGAGUUUGUAAAGAAUUUAAAUCCUCAAAAACUUUAACCCUUGAAUUCCCUAAUUAAAUGCCUAUGCAAUACAUUUGUGUUCUAAUUAAAUUAAACGGUUUGAACAGGUUAUUUUUACAAGUGUUUGUCCAAAAACUGUUAUGUUUAGAAUUCCAAACUAGGAUAUAAAACCAUGAUCCCAUUGGUUGCUAUAUGAACAAAAAUGCAGUUUGUUUUUAGAAUCCUGGUGGCUUUCAGGAAUAACAUUGGGAAUCAAAGGGUUAAAAGGGAUGAAUUCAAGCUAAGAGCAGACUGUGUUUAGAGGCGUGUCCGUGCACCACCAAGGUUAAGGCUGAGUGGAGGGUCAGUUAUUAAAUCUACAAAAGGUGCCUUUCCACCCCCCCAUUGAGUCCAGACAGGUCCCGACCCCUCUCCUUUGCAAUGGCGCAUCAGUGAGCAGCUCCC